GUGACAUUAGACGCAUUGUUCCCAACAAUUUGUAGUACUGUUAGUCUGUUAUACCGGAGGUAUUGUAUUUUAUUAGUACUAGAAGGAUUGAGGGUACAAGGGAACAAUUUUGUUAUAAUCAUCGUAAUUAAACUAAGUAUUGAUUUUAAAUACAAUGACUACGGAAGCAAUUUCCACCCCACCUUCCGUGUCGUGGGCACAAAGAAAUACAUGCGUGUUUUUAACUUUUAAUAUUGAAUGUGAGAAGCCGGAUAUUAAAAUAGAAAAAAAAUCAAUUUCGUUUAAAGGAAUUUGUACACCUGAUCAAAAGUUGUACGAAGUUGAAAUACCUUUAUAUUCAGAAAUAGAUCCAGAGAAGAGUACUCAUGUUAAUAAGGGCAGGUUGAUUGAGGUUGUUUUAGUCAAGGAGCGCCCGGAUGAGGCGUACUGGCCUUCUUUGACUAGUGAUAAAAAGAAACAUCAUUGGCUCAGAGUAGACUUCAAUAGAUGGCAGGAUGAAGAAGACAGUGGUAAUGAGUGCGAUGAGACUGAUGACAUGUUCUCAAAUAAAAUCGGUGAUUUUGGAGACGAAUACGAGAACGAUGAUUCAAGCUCCAUCGAAGAAGAUUUACCAGAUGUACAAUAAAGAACUUAUGCAAAAUUAUAGUUAAUUAUAUAACAAUAAAUUUUAGGUGUAAAAUCAUGAAAUUAACAAUGAAAACAUGCUUUUAUACCUACUUGAAAAAGGAUAGAAUGCUUUCAAGAAUUAGGAUCUGAAUCUAAGUUAUUAUUUUAAGAAGUGUUAAGAAUUGAGUUCUGUAAUAUUUGGAUGAUGAAACAUAGUAGUGUGCGAUAUUUUGUGUGAGAAAUAUAUAUUAUGAUGAAAUUAAUAUAUUUUUAAGCAUUACCAUAUAAACAAAUUGUUUAUUAAGUGAUACAUAUAAUUGCGAAUAUUUAAUGUAUUAUUUUAUAUAUUAUAUGCAUGUGAUUGAAAAAGAUUAUUAUUGCAGUAAUCUUUUCACCUAUCAUUGUGCUGUAUAUAAUUGUAUGGUCAUUCUAAAAAUAUUGUAUUUACAUUAUACUAUUUAGCAUUUUAUUAUGUUAUGUAUUAUCAUGAUCUUAAAAUUAAAA
This is a messenger RNA of Melitaea cinxia (Glanville fritillary), 1110 nucleotides long. RefSeq lists its product as uncharacterized. Gene Ontology annotation, cellular component: nucleus; cytosol. Gene Ontology annotation, biological process: chaperone-mediated protein complex assembly; protein folding. Bases 155 to 625 code for a protein of 156 amino acids. NCBI's taxonomy places the organism in Eukaryota, Metazoa, Arthropoda, Insecta, Lepidoptera, Nymphalidae. The record is from RefSeq and is a predicted model, not a curated record. Gene Ontology annotation, molecular function: protein-folding chaperone binding; Hsp90 protein binding. The transcript has a single exon.